AUGGCUAUCCUUGAAACAGCUGGCCCAUUUGGAGGAGGACUUGCUAUGACGAAUGCUGUUGAUGACAAUGGCGCCGGUAUUACGAAAUCUCUGAUCACUGGGACAGCACAUCGUCUCAGAAACCUGAAAAUCAUUAUGCUCGGUGCUGGUGUGUCCGGCAUCCAAUUAGCUUAUGAUGUAGCGACAAAGACGAAAGACAUCGAAUUGGAGAUUUACGAAAAGAAUGCCAACCUAGGCGGAACCUGGUAUGAGAAUCGGUAUCCAGGCUGCGCCUGCGAUGUCCCUGCCCACACUUACCAGUAUUCCUGGGAACCCAAUCCCCGGUGGACCAAGUUCUACGCGCCGGCACCUGAAAUUUGUGCCUACCUCAAUAAAGUGGUCGAAAAUCAUGACCUACGCAAGUAUAUGCAUUUCAGGCAUCGUGCUAUCAAUGCUGAGUGGCAAGAAAAGUCUGCGACAUGGCGAGUGCGGUUCGAGGUGACUAAUGAAUCCGGGCUGCUUGAGUAUUUCGACCGGGAAAGCGAUGUUGUUGUCAUGGGAGUUGGAACUCUCAACAACUGGAAGUUCCCGGAAGUUGAGGGUUUAUCACAGUUCAAAGGGUCUUUGAUGCAUACAGCCACAUGGGAUGACUCGGUCGACCUAAAGGGGAAGACAGUCGCCGUGAUUGGCAAUGGCGCCAGUGCUGUCCAAUUAGUGCCAGCCCUUCAACCAGUUGCCGGCAAAAUCUAUAACUAUGUUCGUACAGCAUCAUGGAUGCUUCCGCACCUUUUUUCCGACGGUGUAGUUCAAAAAGACUACCCAUUAGAACUCCAACUCCGUUUUGAGAACGAUCCUCAAUUCUACUAUGAAUACCGACGACAGCUAGAAAAGAAUAUGGCUAGCGGUUUCGCGGCCCUGUGGCGAGGCACACAAGCACAGGCCGAUCUCCGACAGGGUACAAUCCAACACAUGCAGAAGAUGAUCCAAGACCCUCAGACUCUUGACUUCUUGACGCCAGAUUUUGAAAUUGGGUGCCGUCGCUUCACCCCUGGUGACCAUUAUCUACAUGCAUUGCAGCAAGACAAUGUACAAAUGAUAACAGAUCAUAUUACACAGGUCACUGAAAGAGGUGUCUGCGAUAACGCAGGCGUCAUUCGUGACGUCGAUGCUAUCAUCUGCGCCACAGGAUUCGAAACUUCCUACGAACCACGUUUCCCCAUUACCGGCCGGAAUGGAUAUUCCCUUGCCGAGAACUGGGGCAUCGACAAGACUUCAGAGAGUUAUAUGGGUGCUAUGGUGGCUGGAUUCCCCAAUUUCUUUGGUGACUAUACGUCCGUGAAGCUAUUCGGCAGUCGAUCUGCCUUUCCUGGAAUCCAGGCUACAAGUUCGUACAUCCUUCGUGUUAUAAACCGUCUCCAACACGACUCGAUCCGAUCUUUGAGCGUAAAAGACGAGUGCCAGUCCGAGUUCAACGAAUGGGUGCAGUCACGGAUGGUGGAAAUGGUAUUCUCGGGUAACUACAAAAAUUCCAAAGGCAAAGUGUUCAUUCCCUGGCCCGGAACUAUCGCACAUUACGUCCAGUGCACAGAGAUGAUCCGCUGGGAAGACUUCGAUUUCACCUGGGCCGACCCUUCGAACAAGUAUUCCAGUUUUGGCAACGGUGUGCCACUGGAUGGGAUUGCACCAGAGUGCCCUCCAUGGUUAACGAAUCCGGCGGGACUGGAGACAGAAAGCGCCGGGUGA
Exophiala bonariae is the source of this 1722-nucleotide messenger RNA. RefSeq lists its product as uncharacterized. The transcript has 7 exons. The coding region runs from base 1 to 1722 and encodes 573 amino acids. NCBI's taxonomy places the organism in Eukaryota, Fungi, Ascomycota, Eurotiomycetes, Chaetothyriales, Herpotrichiellaceae. Gene Ontology annotation, molecular function: flavin adenine dinucleotide binding; NADP binding; N,N-dimethylaniline monooxygenase activity. The record is from RefSeq and is a predicted model, not a curated record.